Molecule: messenger RNA, 1415 nt
Organism: Theobroma cacao (cacao)
Lineage: Eukaryota; Viridiplantae; Streptophyta; Magnoliopsida; Malvales; Malvaceae
Product: ninja-family protein AFP3-like
Biological process (GO): negative regulation of DNA-templated transcription; signal transduction
Cellular component (GO): nucleus
Source: RefSeq, a predicted model, not a curated record
AUGGUUAUCCAAGAAAACAAUCACUCUUCUCUUUCUUCUCAAUUUAAUCUCUUCUCUCUGUCUCUCUCUCUCUCUCCAAUCAACUCUUCCAUACUCAGUCGCAUUCAACUCCUUUGCAGUAUAUAGCAGUUGCUGCAUUUUCAUCACUUACAUUCCCCAUAAGGUGGAACCUAAGAGUACUUAUUUCAAGUUCAGUUCUUUAACUUUUUCUAAUGGGAGAAGCAAAAGUAAUACGAGACAAGGUUGAUCAAACCAACUUUUCAUUUCAAGACAAACAACAACCAAGGAACUUUCUUCAAAGAUUUUCACCAGACCAAAUUAGUCGGAAACAAACCCAAUCCAACCCCAACAAGAGACCCCCAGAACUAGACCUCAAUCUAAGGCUCUCACUUGGAGGAAUCUACAGUGGCAACACCAAAGAAAAGCCUUUAACUAGAUCAUCUUCCAUGGCAGGAGUGGUAACCCUUAAUAGAAGUUCUAGUGAGUUCCAAAAGUCAUUGCCAAAAAGUUUUCUUUCAUUGGCAAGGUCUUGUUCAUUGCCUGCACAAGUAGAAAGGAGUAAGAGACCGGUGAAUGUGAAGGAGCUAAGGAUAAUGAGGAGAGUUGAGGCCAAGAAAAGGGUUGUAGAGAAGCAGAGGAAUGCCAAGAAAGCCAGUGAGAAAGACAAGUUGGUAACAGAGGGACCACCAUCUUCACCUUCUAAAAUUCCUGCUUGGGCAGCAGCUUCUGCGGCUAAAAGUCCUGCACUCAAUAGGGCCAUUGAUAAGAUAAAGGAAGGUUUCCGAAAAUUGGAAGGACUAGAAGGCUCGGGUACAUCUAACGGUCCAAGCGAAUACAAAUCAACCUCCAAGCCAAUAAAGGCAGAACCAGCGAUCACUUUUGAGACAACAUCUGAUGAAAAAUCUGUCAAGCUCAAGCCUGCUGAAACUAAGUCUGAGAAUCCAACAAAGAAGGCUGAACUUUCUAAUGGUUACAUUCAAGAUUAUGGGAUGAAUGUGAUGAAAAAAAUGCCUAGUGUAACUACUACUGGAGAUGGUCCCAAUGGGAGGAAAAUUGAAGGCUUUCUAUACAAAUACAUGAAAGGACAGGUGAGUAUAGUUUGUGUUUGCCAUGGCAACUUUCUUUCCCCAGAAGAAUUCGUCAAGCACGCCGGCGGCAAGGAUGUUACAAACCCCAUGAAGCAUAUUAAUGUUUGCUCAACUUCUUUUUCCUUCUAAGAUUAAUGGUGGUGGCUUUGGUCACCCCUACUUAAGAUAGGAACCAAUACCUUGAGAAGUUGGCCUCUUUUCUUAUUUUUGUUCUUUCUCCUCUUUUUGUUUGGAGAGAAGGAAAAUAAGCUUUCCUUUUCUUUCUCCUUGUUUAAGGACUCUUAAGUAAUAACUUUCUUAGAAUGAAAGCUUAGGCAGCUUUAUUCA